AUGGCGCUCGCGGCGCAGAACGACGCCCGCAACGUCAAGAAGCUGCGCGCGCUGCUGCCCACCGUGGGGCACGCCGCCACGGUGCGCGAGCUGCUUAGCCACGAGAUCCGCGCCGGCAUGCACACGCCCUCGCCGCCGCCAAAGGGGGCUGUACUCGGCGGCUCGAGCGCCGCCAUCGGCCUGACGUGGCUGCUCCGAUCGCUGCACUUUGCGGCGCUGCUCAUGAAGGCGCUCGGCGGCGACGGCGACGCGAAGCCGGCGACCGCGAUGGGCGAUGCCUACCGGCGCGCGCUGCAGCCCUACCACGGCUGGCUGAUGCAGUCCGUCUUCCAGCGUGCAGCCAAAUCAGCUCCCGCGUACGACGAGGUGACGAAACGGCUCUGCCCGGACGCGGCGGCGCGCGACGCUGCGGCCGCCGAGGACCUCUGCGCCUUCGCCGACUGCGGGCUGCAGCUAGUGGCCGCGCUCAACGCCACCCUCGCGGAGCUGCAGCUAACGGACUUGCGCAAGGUCUGA
This is a messenger RNA of Emiliania huxleyi CCMP1516, 516 nucleotides long. RefSeq lists its product as hypothetical. Bases 1 to 516 code for a protein of 171 amino acids. Gene Ontology annotation, biological process: intermembrane lipid transfer; ceramide transport. Gene Ontology annotation, molecular function: ceramide 1-phosphate transfer activity; ceramide 1-phosphate binding. The transcript has a single exon. The record is from RefSeq and is a predicted model, not a curated record. Gene Ontology annotation, cellular component: cytosol; cytoplasm; membrane. NCBI's taxonomy places the organism in Eukaryota, Haptophyta, Isochrysidales, Noelaerhabdaceae.